UGAUGACCGCAGUGAAUAAAUAACUUUAUAGACCGCAUUGUAUCGUAAAACUGUAACUUGAAGUUCUACAAACGGGAACUACAACCGAACUACAACUCCCAUGAGUCUCUAGAACUGACGUAACGUCGCUCUCCGCCAGUCUCUGCUGCCUAGCAACAAACAUUAGCGAGCUAGCAAUGCGACCUAGCCACUCUCAUGCGCUACGUCGCUAGCUUGGAUCCUUGAAGAUCGGGGUGGGGGCGAUGCAUUUCGAGCUGGAAAAUGGCACAGAUAUUAAUCACAUAUCGACGCUGAUCUGGUUUUACUUGUUGUUAUGAGGCUUAUCUUAAUGUGUGUGAGUAGUUUUUUUUGCAAGACGAGAGUAUCAGGAGGAGCGUUUUCUCUCCUGAGAAAAGCUAACCUGGGCAAGUCAGUGUCAAGAGUCACUUUCUUCAUCUAAUGGUGUGUGACACCGAGUGACUUUCAACCUGAUUGUAAAGUGUAUUUAUGUGCCUGCAUCCCAUUGGUGAGUAAGAGCUCCGCCCACAAGAAAGUGAGACCAGCGACAGGUCCGUUGCCGCCAUGCUGGAGGAGGACAUGGAAGUGGCCAUCAAGGUGGUCGUGGUGGGCAACGGCGCUGUGGGAAAGUCCAGCAUGAUCCAGCGUUACUGUAAAGGAGUCUUCACCAAGGACUACAAGAAGACCAUCGGAGUGGACUUUCUGGAAAGACAGAUCAUCGUGAACGAUGAAGAUGUCCGCCUUAUGCUGUGGGACACCGCUGGUCAGGAGGAGUUCGAUGCAAUCACCAAGGCGUACUACCGCGGCGCCCAAGCGUGUGUGCUGGUCUUCUCCACUACAGACAGGGAUUCUUUCCUGGCGAUAGACAACUGGAAGGAGAAGAUAGAAGCAGAGGUGGGAGAUAUUCCGACAGUCCUGGUGCAGAAUAAAAUUGACCUCCUGGAAGAAACGCUUAUAAAAAACGAGGAGGCAGAGGGUUUGGCAAAGAGGCUUAAGUUGAGAUUUUACAGAGCUUCAGUAAAAGAAGACCUAAAUGUCACAGAGGUGUUUAAGUAUUUAGCUGAGAAGUAUCUUCAACAACUCAAACUGCAAACAGCAGAGGAGACGGAGGCGGUACACACCACCAGCAAUAAAAUAGGUGUUUUUAAUACCACAAGUAGUAAUGUCUGCAACCAGAGCUCAAGCAACGGCAGAGAAGUCAUCACACUGCGACCUAACAAACAAAGGACCAAGAAGAGUAAAAAUCCAUUUGGGAAUUGCAGCCUCCUCUAAAAGACGACAUGAGCUCAUUUUUGUGCUGACCAUGGACAGGUAGCAGGUAGAAACCAAAGUUAGAAACAGAGACUGGGAAUCAUCUCACUAAUGCUACUUUAAUAACAAUCUUCAUACUUAUUUUGCAUGAUUCAAUAACUACAGUAGAUCCCCCGCCAACUGGGAAUCGGCAUUUAUAGCCCUGCAAAUUUGCUGAUUUUUUUGUGUGUUUUUCAUAUUUUUUUCCUCCAUGGAAUGUUUUUUUCCAGAUAAAUCAUUUCUCAUUCGGUAACAAUUUCUAAAUAUGUGAUAAUACAGGUAAAAUGUACAGCAUACAUAUCCCAGUCUUUAUACUUCAUUGCUAUGUUGUUUCACACUUUGUUCGGCUCAUUCACUCGUGGUGAGAACCAUUUAAACUGGAUUAUGCAUUUAGACCAGGGGUGGGCAAACUUUUUGACUCGCGGGCCGCAUUGAUAUAACAAAAUUUCCGGGGGGGGCAGACUAUAUAUUUUACACGUACCAGUCCACCUGGUAUUAUUGUAUCUGUAAAAUUGUCAUGCAAUCUGCUAUUAUUAUUUAUUAUUUUAUAUUUAUAUUUAAAUAUUUUAAAAAUAAUAAAAUAUUAUAAUAAUUAAAAUAAAAUUAAAAUAAUAAUUAUUAUAUUAUUAUUAUUAUGUAAAAUAUGCAAAUAUAACAAUGUUAUUAUAUAUAAUUAAUAUAAUAAUUAGCAUUAAUAUAAUAAAUAUAAUAAUCAUAAUAGUUAUAAUAAUAUAAUAAUAAUUAUUUUAAUUUUUAUUAUUAUUAUGUGCUUGUGUCUCUUUUUUCAGGAGCACUUUGUAAACAACAGACCAUGUCAAACAACGAAAUUGAUACAACCAUCAAAAGGUUGGCUCAGGCCAUGAUGCCAGGUUGUAUGUUGAGUUUAAAUUAAAUACUUUGGAAAGAUUGGGCGGGCCGUAUUCAAACACUUGGCGGGCCGGAUGUGGCCCCCGGGCCGUAGUUUGCCCACCCCUGAUUUAGAUUGUUAGCUUCCCUCAAUAGUGAACAAGAGAGCGUUCUGGAGCUGAAUCUAAUCGAGUAAUUACUUUUAUUGCAAGUGUUGAUCUGAAAUCAGAGGACAAUGUCAAUAUCCAGCGGGCAGGAGGUUUCGGAGGGGUGAUUUGUGUGUGACAUUUUUUUUAAAAGGCAUAUCAAUUACUCCAUUAUAUGUGUUGAACAGCACAGCUGUGGAAAUUGGGGAUCUACUGUAUUUUUAUUGUCAUCUGGUGUUUAACUUUUAACAGCAUAUAAUCCCAUUUAACAACAUAAGCCCAUUUUGACCUUCUCGUGUUCCCCUCCCCUCUCGUUGUUUGAUUGGUCAUUGUUUUGCUGCAUCUUUGGAUGUACUACCCGAGACAUGCUGAGUAUUUUAAUACACGCACCAGUACGCGUACGGUUUCCCUCCUGAAUUCAGCGUCAGUCGUACGGUUAGAUGUAUUUUUAUACAACUCAUACAAGUGUUGAGUGAUGCUAUAUUGAAGUGUUAACAGCUUCAUGGUGCCAAUGACUUUAUGUUUGGAUUUGAAUGUAACUUUUAAAUAAUCAAUUGCGCUAACCAAAAAUAUGUGCUUCACGCUGUCGAUUUAUUAAGCACAUUUGAAGGGGGAGUUCCAUCCCAAUGUACGUGCAAAAAUGGGCAAAAUGGCAACAGACACGCAUGUGGCCCACGCAGAUUAUCAAACCAUCAAACCGGCUGUACAUACGUAUGGCGUAUCUGAUGUGAAUGCGUCUUCGGCUUCCCCCGGCUAACACUCUGCUUCUGCUAGCAACCAUAGACGUAGGAGCUGCAGGCAUUUUGCAAUCGAAGUGAGUGGGCUGCACGAGCCUCGUAUAAUGCCCACGCACGAACGUCCCCGGUGAGUGAAACAUACGAGCGCCUUACAUGAAGCGCACGAGUCACACGAUGCAUUCAUCACCUUACGUCCUCGACGUGUUGUCCACGUCCAACAAAUUGUGGCGCCUGUGCGUGUGGUAACAUGUACGUCGGGAUGUAAACGCCACCCCAUUUAACGUUCAUUAACAGGAGGCUGACAUACUUGCAUGACAUUGCUGUUUUUUUAAUUUGAGUAACAAUGGAACCUCCAAAGUGCAUCCAUCUAUAAAACUAUUUGCACAGUAAUACUGACACCUAGUGGUGUUUUAUAGGUACUGCUGGAAUGAAUACACGUCUUGUCAAAUUGAUUUGUGUAAGUAGUGAAUCUUUAUUAACCGUGUACAGACACAUCCUGUGAUAAAUGGGAGUAAGUUUUCUGUUCUAUGAUUAUCAUCACACUUUUCCCCUUUGCCAUCACCGGCAUCACAACUAAUGGACAAACAUGCAUGUGCAGUUCAUCCUGAAUUUGGGAAAAUGAGAUCACUUGCGGGACCUUGGUUCGAGGUAUACUACUGUACUUUAUGGGUGUUUGACUUUGGAGGUUCUAAUGUUUGGUACAACUUUAAUUGGUAAUGGUUUAAUUUCAUUUGAAUAUGCAUCAGAUUCCAAUUGAGUGCAUCCCAUAAUCAGUUCCCAGUUCCACAUGUCCAAAAGGAGUAGGAAGAAGCAAAGCUUAUUAAAUCCUACCCCUCCAUCUGGUACUUUUACAAUCACUAACUGUUACAUUUGUUCACUUCCUGCUUUCCAUAAUACAGUUUAAGGUUUUUUUUUUGUUUUUUUUUUUAAUAAUGCACCUCGUACCGAAGUACUCGGUGAUAUGAGCAUCCAAUGCCAUAAUGGGUACCAUAGUGCGUGUCAAUAUAGUGAUAUAUAUAGCACAUCAUGACUGGUUCAAGACUCUUCAUCCUUGUAUUUAGCAAACAUCAACUGCUUGUAUUGUUUCUUGAAUUGGCUCAUCGUUGUGCAUUGUUUGAUUUCCUUACUCAAUCUUAAUUAAUCCUUUACCAAGCACACUUUAGACCAGGGGUGGGCAAACUUUUUGACUCGCGGGCCGCAUUGAUAUAACAAAAUUUCCGGGGGGGGGGGGGGCAGACUAUAUAUUUUACACGUAACAGUCCACCUGGUAUUAUUGUAUCUGUAAAAUUGUCAUGCAAUCUGCUA
Messenger RNA from Doryrhamphus excisus (bluestripe pipefish), 4321 nucleotides. RefSeq names its product RAB23, member RAS oncogene family (gene rab23). The record is from RefSeq and is a predicted model, not a curated record. NCBI's taxonomy places the organism in Eukaryota, Metazoa, Chordata, Actinopteri, Syngnathiformes, Syngnathidae. Gene Ontology annotation, molecular function: GTP binding; GTPase activity.